Messenger RNA from Acanthamoeba castellanii str. Neff, 609 nucleotides. Its product is annotated as CS domain containing protein. NCBI's taxonomy places the organism in Eukaryota, Discosea, Longamoebia, Acanthamoebidae. Bases 1 to 609 code for a protein of 202 amino acids. Gene Ontology annotation, molecular function: Hsp90 protein binding; protein-folding chaperone binding. Gene Ontology annotation, cellular component: nucleus; cytosol. The transcript is spliced from 3 exons. Gene Ontology annotation, biological process: protein folding; chaperone-mediated protein complex assembly. The record is from RefSeq and is a predicted model, not a curated record.
AUGUCCAGAUCAAUCCGUUCAAACGCUCAUCUCAAUGAUAUACGAUUUGUGCAGCGCAAGGACAAGCUGUUCCUGACGAUCGACGUCCAAGAUGUGAAGGACGCCAAGAUCGAGUUGACCGAGACUCAUCUGAAAUUCAGCGGCUCGGCUCAGGGUAAGGACUACAACCUCGAUCUCGAGUUCUUCAAGGAGAUCAACCCGGAGGAGAGCAAGUACGCCGUGCUGCCGCGUCACAUCGUCUUCAACAUCGUCAAGAAGGAGAGCGGCCCGCACUGGGAUCGCCUCACGAAGGUUGGCGGCAAGCAGUGGUGGCUCAAGGCUGACUGGGGCCGCUGGGUGGAGGAAGAUGAGGAGGAUGAGGGUGCCGGCGAGGGCGGCGAUUUCGACAUGCCCCCCGGCAUGAUGGGCAUGCCCGGCAUGGGUGGCAUGGGCGGCAUGCCCCCUGGCAUGAUGGGCAUGCCUGGCAUGGGCGGCAUGGGCGGCAUGCCCGGCAUGGGCGGCAUGAACUUCAACGACUUCGGCGGCGACCUCGAGGGUUCUGACGAGGAAGACGAAGACGACGACGAGGUGCCCCCGCUCGAGGAAGACACCAAGGAGGGCCAGCAGUGA